UUUAUACGGGCUGAAAAAAAGGUUUGUGCUAAAGGGCCCAGCGGAAAAGGCCCCUGAUCGGGAGAGGAAAAGGCAUCGACCAGGCACGCGGACGUCUCGCCUCCUGGUUCGCUUGUCUGUUCGACUUCGACGCCUCGCCUCGGCCGCCUGCCUAUGUCGCUGCGCGGUUGCGCCUCCGGCCCUGACCCCCGAGAUCCUGCAGUGGAGAUCGCCCAGGCCGUGAAUCCGUCUCCCUAAUCGCCCAUUCACCCUGCUCUGCUUUGCUCAAGGAGACAAGGAGUCAAGGUAAUCUGAAGUUCUGAACACUGCGUACAUACAUAUUUGCCUAGUGCCCUAGUCCUCUUAGAUCAGCUGAUCUGAUUAUUCUUUAAAAUCUUAGGUGUUACAAUGCCACCAAGACAAAAGUCCGGUGCUGAGAAAAGAAAACAAAAAAAACGAGAAAAUCAACUCAUUGAAAAACAAAGAGGUUCUUUAAAUAGGUUCUUUCCUGUGGUAACUAGUGUUGAUAAUCAAAGGCAAGAAUCUGAACCGGGACAAGAUGAUGAUCAUAAUUCAAAUGAUGAUCCUGAAGUCAAUGAACAUUCCUUGGAUGACAAUAUUGAUGCUGAUGUUAAUGAGGACAACACGGGAGAGGAAAAUUCGCAGCCUUCACCUGAUGCUCGGAAUGGUGAUGAACAAGAUGAUUCUCUUUUAUCUAUAUAUGAUCCUAGGACAUGGGAUAAUCUUGAUAAUCGGAAAAGGGACAUUUCAAUUGAAAAGGGGCCGGUGAGAGAAUUGGGCUUGGAGUUCCCUGCCUGCCCUGAUGAUGUCGAAGGUAGACGUUUUUCAUAUGCUUACUAUUCCAGAAAAUUAGCUAAUAAAGAGGUUAUGGACAGAAAGUGGUUGGUUUACUCUAAAGAGUUGGACAAAGUUUUUUGUUUUGCCUGCAAGUUGUUCAAAUCAAACCAGAGCAGGUCUUUGCUAGCGUCUGAUGGGUUAAGGGACCGGAAGCGUCUCAGUGGAAGACUCCAAGAACAUGAGAGCAGUGUUGAGCAUUUAACAAACAUGAACACAUGGAAUGAUCUAAGGUUGAGGUUAAGCAAAAAUCAUACAAUUGAUGAUGACAUGCAGCGGGAGAUUGCAAAGGAAAAGGAGCGGUGGAGACAAGUUUUCCUAAGAAUAAUUUCUACAGUGAAGUUUCUUGCAAAACGUAAUUUGGCAUUUCGAGGAACAAAGGGGAAGUUGUAUGAAGAUAAUAAUGGUAAAUUUUUGGGCACGGUUGAAAUGAUUGCUGAAUUCGAUCAUGUGAUGCAAGAACAUAUUAGGCGCAUUCAAAGUAAUGAAAUACAUCAUCAUUAUCUUGGCCACACUAUUUAG
Messenger RNA from Aegilops tauschii subsp. strangulata, 1356 nucleotides. RefSeq lists its product as uncharacterized. The record is from RefSeq and is a predicted model, not a curated record. Lineage: Eukaryota; Viridiplantae; Streptophyta; Magnoliopsida; Poales; Poaceae.